GGCUAGCCAGCGUUAGCUAAGCAUACAGAAACGUCAGGACACCGUAAAGCAUGGUUGAUUGUAUCUGUUAUUUUGCGUAUAUGUACAACUAAAGAAGACUGCAUCGGAGGUUAAUGUGACUUCCACAUUUUGCUCAUUUUGAAGCGCGCCAGCAACGUUUAUUUGUUCGAUGUCUUCGAUGAAUGCUAACAGGAUUACCUGCAACCCUUAAAAGACCCAAUGGCUACCGACAAGCCCAUGGACGCGGUGCCAGCUCCUCAUCCUGCCCCAGCCUCACCCCCCGACACCGCCCCAGCUUCCCCUCCUGCUCUCAGCUCUAGUGCAGCCCAGGACCAGAUUCCCACCGAGGGGCCAGCAGUAGCUGAAAUCCGAGACACAGCGGUGACCCCAGAACAUGAUGCUGCUCCAGAUCUCCCCCUGCCGCUUCCUACAGACCCAGACGCUGCCCCAGUCCUUGUUCCAGGUUCUGAGCUGCCCCCGGUACCUCUGCUGCCAGUCAGCGCUAAGAACCCCAGCUGCAAGAUCAUGACCUUCCGGCCCACCAUGGAGGAGUUCAAAGACUUCGCCAAAUACAUCGUCUACAUGGAGACUCAAGGAGCUCACCGUGCUGGCCUGGCAAAGGUGAUUCCCCCGGAGGGCUGGAAGCCCCGGAGGUCCUAUGACACCAUCGAGGACAUGGUCAUUCCAGCUCCCAUCAUGCAGGUGGUGACCGGACAGUCGGGUCUAUUCACUCAGUACAACAUUCAGAAAAAGUCUAUGACCGUGAGCGAGUACCGCAAACUGGCCAACAGCAAGAAGUACUGCACUCCCCGGCACAAAGACUUUGAUGACCUAGAGAGGAAAUACUGGAAGAACCUGACAUUUGUGUCGCCCAUUUAUGGUGCAGAUGUCAGUGGCUCCAUCUAUGAUGAGGACAUUCAAGAGUGGAACAUUGGCCAUCUCAACACACUGCUGGAUAUGGUGGAGCAGGAGUGUGGCAUCGUCAUCGAGGGUGUCAACACUCCCUACCUCUACUUCGGCAUGUGGAAGACCACAUUUGCCUGGCACACUGAGGACAUGGACCUCUACAGCAUCAACUACCUGCACUUUGGACAGUCAAAAUCCUGGUACGCCAUCCCACCUGAGCAUGGCAAGAGGCUGGAGAGGCUGGCAAAAGGCUUCUUCCCUGGCAGCUCCCAAGGCUGUGACGCCUUCCUACGUCAUAAGAUGACGCUGCUAUCUCCCUCCAUCCUGAAGAAAUAUGGCAUUCCCUUUGACAGGAUAACUCAGAAUGAAGGAGAGUUUAUGAUCACCUUUCCCUAUGGCUACCAUGCUGGCUUCAACCAUGGCUUCAACUGCGCAGAGUCCACAAACUUUGCCACCCUGCGCUGGGUCGACUACGGCAAAAUGGCUACCCAGUGUACCUGUCGUAAAGACAUGGUGAAGAUCUCCAUGGACGUAUUUGUCCGCUGCUUACAGCCCGAUCGCUACGAGCUGUGGAAGCAGGGCAAAGACACCACGGUGUUGGACCACCUUAAGGCCACUGGGCUCAGCAGCCCCGAACUAGAGCGCUGGAGGGAGCAUCGUGUAAACCACAGAGCAAAUGUCCUGAGAAGGGCCAUGCAGAAGAUGAAGCAGGUCCGUCGUCUAAAGCUGGAGGAGGUGAAGGUGCUGGCCCAGGAAGGCAUUGAGUUGAAUGCUGCAGAGUACCAGCGUCAGGUGGAGGAGCGUGAGGCCCAACGGAGGCAGGAGAGAGAGGAGCGUCUAGCCAAGGAGGCCAUGUUGACCCUGGAGGCCUUGGAGCGUGAGGAGCAGGAGGCUGCCGAGGCUGCUGCCAAGGCGGCAGAGACUCCGGCUGUAGAGGAACCCGAGGCCAAACCACAGAACCUGACAGAAGACACAGAGAAAAAGAAGCAUAAAAAGUUGAAGAAGAUCUCAAAUAUCCACAAUGCCAUCACUGGGUUUGAGGAAGCAUUUGAGCAGUUUGCUACAUCCAGCAUCAAGCCUUCAAAGAACACCAUGGUCAGUCAACCAGAGGAGGGGAACAUUGGUUCUCCAAGACAGAGUGACGUCCCAGCAGACAACAAGCUGGAUGCAUGCUUCUCCAAGGUGAAAAUGCCAACAGAGGUAAAGAAGAGUCGCCGUCACCCCCUCAGCAAGCCACCCAUGCGCUCCCCUCUGUCAAUCCUCAAACAAGACCCGACCAGCGACAAAGAGCUGUCCUCCCCCAUGCCCCUGGACAGUGACAUGAAGAAACAGGAGCACCUGUGGCAGAAUCACUCGCCCAACUUCCUGGCAGAGAAGGCCUUUAAUGCUGCGGUGGCAGCACUCCAACCACACUGCGCGAUCUGUUCACUCUUCUGUCCCUAUACAAAGCCACACAAAGACAUUUUUGUUGCAAAUGACACCCAGCGUGCCUCCCUUCCCCGCCUGACUCGUCCCCUGGUCCCAGAGAUGUGCUUCAGCGUUGGUGCAGGCAACACUGAACCUCCACCCACAAACUACCACAUUGGAGAGGAUGGAACCAGUCCUCUGCUUUGCUGUUCAUCUUGCCACAUGCAGGUUCAUGCCAGCUGUUACGGUGUAAAGCCAGACUCCGUCAGUGAUUCCUGGAUGUGCUCCAGGUGUGCAGCAGGAGCUUGGACAGUGGAGUGUUGUCUCUGUAACUUGCGAGGAGGAGCUUUGAAGACUACCACAGACAACCGGUGGGUCCAUGUCAUCUGUGCCAUCGCUGUAGCGGAAGCUCGCUUCGUCAACGCCAUUGAGAGGGAACCGGUGGACGUUGGUGCUGUUCCAGAAACACGCAAGAAUCUGAAGUGUGUUUUCUGCCAUGGCAAGACUGCCAAUCAGAACCGCGGCGCCUGCAUCCAGUGCUCACAUGAUAACUGUGCCACCUCCUUCCACGUCACCUGCGCCCAAAUCGCCGGAGUAGUCAUGACGCCAGCCGACUGGCCCUACGUGGUGUCCGUCACCUGCCACAAGCAUAAAAGGGUCCCCUCGAAGCCUCGGACAACGCCCAAAGGCCCACAGAGUCUGAACCUAGGCCAGAGGGUGAUUGGUCGCAACAGUGACGGCUGGUACUACCACUGUACCAUCAUCGGCAUGGCAACACAGACAUUCUACGAGGUCAACUUUGACGAUGGCUCGUAUUGUGACAACGUGCACCCAGAAAACAUCUUAAGUCAUGACUGCUUGCGAUCCGGUCCUCCUGAGGUGGGGGAGUUGAUUGUGGUCAGCCCACCCAAGGGUCAGGUUGUCAAUGCUUCCUUUAUCCGACAGCACACCCACAAAUUCUAUCAGGUCGAGUUCCAGGACCAGAGCCAGCUGAUACUAAAACACUCAGAAAUCCAUCAGCUGGACCAGGAACUGCCGAAGAGGGUUAGAGCCAGACUGGCCAUACCUGUGCCACUGGAGGAGGUUUCAUCAGCAGAUGAAGCCCAAGCAGCAAAACGCCGGCGCCUGCCCUCAGACUCGGACCAAAAGGCUGAAACCUCCAUGGAGAUGACAAAUAAACCUGCCAGCCCCCUAACUACAGCCCCGGUAGGAGCACGAGCAGAAGAAGAUCACAGUAUUCAUACACUGCCGACCUCACAACCUCUAUCCCAGCCCACCAUUACCCCGCAUGGUGCCGCCACCCCAACAAAUGGUAAUCAGAUGGACGCUGAGACCCCAAUGGACAUGAGCGUUGCCCUCUCCGAUGCUCUAACGGAGUCAAGCCUGGCCAUGGACCCCACGCCGACACCACAGUCAACCCCCUUUUCAGUCGACGUUUCCUACAUGGAGAGCCUCCUCCAUUCACAUUUCACUCAGGACAGUAGUCAAGGACCUCUGUAUUAAAAACUGACUCCACUUUAUUAUAACUCAGCCAGUGGAGGUUGAGCCGUGAGGAAGUAAGCUAAUGGAGGUGGAUUCUACUGAGUGCUGUAUUAAUGGACAAAAACAUUUACUCCACCGGCUCUAAGAGUUCAGGGCGGGAGCAAAAAAGACACACAAGCACUCUUUAAAUGCAUGUUAGUUUUCUAUUUUUGAGUUAAUGUAUUUGCGGUGGUGCUUUAGCUUGCUCUGAAGCAGCAGCUAAAGAAUGCUUUUUUAUUUUAUUAUUAUUAUUAUUAUUAUUAUUAUUAUUAUUGGUUUUUUUUGGCCUUCUGGGGUUUUUCCAUUUUUGGUCAGCUGCUGUGCUUUUCUCCUCCAUCUUAAUAUGAAUACGUCUCUGGGUGGUAUCAACCCCAUACCUCAUUGCAUUAAUUCAAUAACGGCACACUCCCAUUUUCUUUUGUACAGGAAGCUAAUUACCAUAACACCUCUCAGCACUGAGACCCAGGUGGACUUUUUCUUUUUUUUUUUUUUUAAAUCAAAUAACCAGCAAAAAAAUAUCUAUUUUUCAAUCCAGCCACUUGUGGCUUUGAAACUGUUUUGGUGGAACUAAAUUAUCACAUUGUCCAUCUGUAGGAUAUUCUCAGUAAGGUAUUUUAUGUCAGAUCGCAAGAGGUAAAUGGGGAGAAUGUGGUAAAAAAAAAUGUAUUGUAGGGGGAACUCAGUAUUUAAAUGUCUUAGUCAAAUAUUGAAUUAAUUAUUUGUAAUAGAAGAACUAUGUUGAAUGCAAACACUAGUAGAUUUGUCUGCAGGAUGCACAGAAACUUUGUGAAGAUGUGUUAUGGUAGUUAACAGAUGAGACCUUUAUGUAUUGACAUCCUUCAAACUGUAAUUUGGCAGCUCCACUUUUCACACCUAAAACUGUCUCAGGGUUCCUACAUCAGGAAAAAAAAAGUAAUUAUAUCUUCCAAGUCUUUAUACAGUUACGGAAGUACAGUACAGCCCGGAGAAUGUUCCUCAGUUGUAAUUGGAACAGGAAAAUCCUUUGCUUAUGUUGUCAUAUUGCUAUUGUUAACAGUUUGUCCACUAUAAUGAGUGAUAUCUUUGUUUACUGUCAGCUAUCUCCUAUUAGCACAUCAACUGGCCCGAACUAUGAGGUCAAAUUAAAGGAUCAAAGUCUGGAAAAUGUUUCAUAUUUGGAAUAAGGAAAUAUGUAUUUGUAGGAACCCUAAAAUCUGGAAAAAAUGUAUCAUUCUUGGUUUAAAUUGUAUGUACAAGUCAAUAUUGUAUAUUAAUCUGUUUUUUCUAUUACUGUAUCCUUUCUAUGUUAAUUUUUUUUUUAACUGAAUUUACAAACUUGGCCAAUCUAAAAUAUGAAUGAUUUUUGACAGACUUUCAAAGGGCAUAUUACUCGGUUUGUACUGUUAAAUACAUCUUUCUUUUCCUGGAUAUGCCCAUUUUGUGCUUCAUAGGUGCUACUACUGAUGGACUGAGUUUCCAAACACUGUCCCCUUGUACAUACUGCAGGCCUUGUGUAUUGUGAAUCAAAUGUUUAAAUGUCACACAUUUACUUUUCUUUUCUUUUUUUCUGUCACCACAACUGACAGUUUGGGCCACAAAUGUGUUCCUGUGUCCAAAUGAUAUCCAUCAAGGACAUUUUAUUUCAUAGGGAUUAAAGUGGGUUGCUAGUC
Messenger RNA from Anoplopoma fimbria (sablefish), 5483 nucleotides. It is a transcript of the gene kdm4b, whose product is annotated as lysine (K)-specific demethylase 4B. Gene Ontology annotation, biological process: chromatin remodeling. The transcript has 22 exons. Gene Ontology annotation, molecular function: histone H3K9 demethylase activity. Bases 220 to 3816 code for a protein of 1198 amino acids. Gene Ontology annotation, cellular component: nucleus. The record is from RefSeq and is a predicted model, not a curated record. NCBI's taxonomy places the organism in Eukaryota, Metazoa, Chordata, Actinopteri, Perciformes, Anoplopomatidae.